AAUACUUCCAUAACCAUGCUAUAGCCAGCAUUCAGCUACACAUUACUACCUAAACACACCAUUUUUUUCUUCUGAAUUUAGGGUUUUGAACUCUAUAUUUAUAGUUUGUUAUUGAGAUGGAGAUGAAGAAAUGGUUAUGGGUGGUAAUUUUGGUGUUGCAUGGAGAACUAAUUGCAGCUCAACAGGCUCCUUGUUACUUCGUAUUCGGGGACUCGUUGGUCGAUAAUGGCAAUAAUAAUCAACUUCAGUCUUUGGCUCGAGCUGAUUACAUGCCUUACGGUAUCGACUUCCCCGGCGGUCCUACCGGACGCUUUUCCAACGGCAAAACCACCGUUGAUGAGAUUGCUCUGCAGUUAGGAUUGAACUUCAUUCCUCCCUACGCAACCGCAAGGGGUCGACAAAUACUCCGAGGAGUGAAUUACGCCUCCGCGGCUGCCGGAAUUAGAGAGGAGACCGGACAACAAUUGGGAGGUCGAAUAAGUUUCAGUGGUCAAGUAAAAAAUUACCAAAAUACAGUUUCUCAAGUUGUGAACUUACUUGGGGAUGAAGACACAGCAGCUAAUUACUUGAAACAAUGCAUAUAUUCAAUUGGAUUAGGCAGUAAUGAUUAUCUUAAUAAUUAUUUCAUGACUCAAUUCUACUCAUCUAGUAGGCAGUAUACACCUGUCCAGUGGGCCGAUGUUCUCAUCAAACAGUACACCGAGCAGCUAACGAAUUUGUACAACUAUGGUGCAAGAAAAUUCGUGUUGAUCGGAGUAGGGCAAAUUGGGUGCAGCCCAAGUGAAUUGGCUCAAAACAGUCCAGAUGGAAGAACUUGUGUUCAACGAAUUAACUCAGCCAAUCAAAUAUUUAACAGCCGACUCAGAUCACUCGUUGCUCAAUUCAAUGGCAACACACCUGAUGCUAGAUUUAUUUAUAUUAAUGCUUAUGGCAUUUUUCAAGAUCUUAUUACCACUCCUGCUAGAUAUGGUUUUACAGUUACAAAUGCUGGAUGCUGUGGUGUAGGAAGAAACAAUGGUCAAAUUACAUGUCUGCCCUUCCAAACUCCAUGCCCUAAUAGAAGACAAUAUUUGUUUUGGGAUGCAUUUCACCCUACUGAGGCAGCAAAUGUGAUCAUUGGAAGAAGAUCUUACAGUGCUCAAUCUGCUUCUGAUGUUUACCCCUACGAUAUCCGCCGGCUCGCCCAAAUCCGCCUUUAUUCAUUUGCUGCUAAUGGAAAUGAUAAUGGCCUUGAUACUUUUAAAGCUAAUUACACACCUUAUGGAAUUGAUUUCCCCGGCGGUUCAACGGGACGGUUCACCAACGGCAAAACCAUUGUCGAUUUCAUCGGUCAAAAAAUUGGAUUUAAGAAUUAUAUUCCAGCUUUCAAGAAAGUCGGGAAUGGCCCAGAAAUACUCAAAGGUGUAAAUUAUGCAUCUGGUGAAGCAAUCAUACAAUCCGGCAUUGCUGGAAGUGAGGUGACUGCAAUUAGUCUGCAACAUCAAGUACGAAACCAUCAAAAAAUGGUCCGACGCAUUAACAAUAUAUUCCGCAAUGAAAACAAGACCAGAAAUUACCUGACAAAAUGCUUAUAUACCGUUGGAAUUGGCAGUAACGAUUAUCUGUUAGAAUACUACACUCCACAAAUUAACGGAAAGGAGCCGAUCCGAAAAGUACCAUCGGAGACAUAUGCAAAGAACCUCGUCGACGAUCACUUGUCCAAUCGCUUGACUGCAUUGUACAAAGCUGGAGCAAGAAAAGUGGCGUUGUUUGGUCUGGCGCCAUUAGGGUGCAGCCCAGGUGCAAUAAGAAUGUACGGCAAUAAACCAAAUUGCAUUUCGAUGAUCAACACAGAUGUUCAAAUUUUCAAUAGCAAGUUGGCAGAAAUAGUUAAUAAAUUUAACAAAAACUAUAAGAAAGCACAGUUUACAUACAUCAACAUUUAUGACAUCACAUCUGCUAGUGCUUUUCCAGGAUUCAAGAAGAAGGACGUCCCGUGCUGUGAUACAGACUACGAUGGGAUGUGCUUCCCAAAGGCAACAAGAUGCAAAACUCCUCAAGAUUACUUCUUUUGGGAUGGGUAUCGCCCAACUGAGGCUGCUAACAAAGUUCUGACGAUGUAUGAGAAAAAAUUACAGUGGGUGGUUCUAUUUGUGCUGGUAAUUUUAUCAGAUAAAUUAGUUAGGGUAAAUGCAAGACCAGAAGUGCCUUGUUUUUUCAUUUUUGGUGAUUCUUUAGCAGAUAAUGGCAACAAUAACAAUCUUAGAACCCUAGCCAAAGCUAAUUACCCUCCUUACGGCGUUGAUUAUCCCGACGGUCCUACCGGAAGAUUUACUAACGGUAGAAACACCGUUGAUUUUCUAGCUGAACUUCUUGGUUUUAAUCAUCACAUUCCAUCGUUUGCAAGUGCUAGUGGCAAGAUCACACUCCAGGGUGUGAAUUAUGCAUCAGGAUCAUCAGGAAUUCGGGACGAAACCGGACGACAUUUGGGUCAGAAUGUGAACAUGAACCAGCAAAUUAGGAACCAUGUGAUUACAGUACAACGGUUGAAUAGCAUGCUAGGGCAUAACGGCACGGCAAUGAGGCAGUUACGCCGGUGCUUAUACGGCGUCGGAACGGGCAGUAAUGAUUAUCUUAACAAUUAUUUCACACCUCAACACUACCAAACAGGCGAUACUUAUACUCAAAAUCAAUAUGCCUCAGCUCUCGUCAGCCAAUACUCUACACAAUUAACGACAUUGUACAAAGUUGGAGCAAGAAAAUUUGCGUUGGUCGGACUGGGAAAUAUCGGAUGCAUUCCGCGUUCGGUCGCAAAGUUCCGAACCAGCGGGUCGAUUUGUGCAGAUAAAAUGAACAAAGCAAUUAGUCUUUUCAACCAGAAGCUUAUAAAUCUUGUUCGAAAUUUUAAUCAUCUUUUACCCGAUGCCAAAUUCAUUUAUGUCAAUACUUCUAGUUUGGGAGAAGGUGAUCCAUCUCAAUUAGGGUUCAAGAAUUUCAUGUCAGGAUGUUGUGAAGCAAGAGAAGAUGGACAAUGCAUUGAAAACAAAAGACCUUGUCCUAACAGAAAAGCUUAUACAUUUUGGGAUUCAUUUCAUCCUACUGAAGCUUCUAACGCUUUAGUUGCUGCCAGAAUUUACCAAUCUUUUUCCCAUUCUGAUAAUUAUCCUUUUGAUCUCCACACUUUAGCUUCUCUUAAUCUCCGACUUAAGUCUAAAAAAUCCGUUAGAUCCGUUAGAUCGGGUAGGAAAAAUACUAAUUAAAAUUCCCAAGAGUAUAUAUUUUUCAAGGGUUCUAGUUGUAGAUAUCAGAGUUUCGCAUUAACAAUAAAAUUUAUUCAUAUUUUCAUACGGAUCAUUGGUUAAAUAUAUGUAUGAUUCCAUCUUUGUAAGUGAAAAUAAAUAGAAAUUAGGCAUUCAUUUAUAUUUUUGGAUUUUAGUUAAGACUUGAGAGGAUUGUAAAU
Messenger RNA from Mercurialis annua (annual mercury), 3439 nucleotides. RefSeq lists its product as uncharacterized. Bases 117 to 3239 code for a protein of 1040 amino acids. The record is from RefSeq and is a predicted model, not a curated record. The transcript has 15 exons. NCBI's taxonomy places the organism in Eukaryota, Viridiplantae, Streptophyta, Magnoliopsida, Malpighiales, Euphorbiaceae. Gene Ontology annotation, molecular function: hydrolase activity, acting on ester bonds.